CUGUAAGGGAGCAGUUGUUAUGGUUAAAUGUCGAGGGGGAAAGUUGGACUGAAACAAUAGUGAGUUAAGAUCCAUCAUGCUGCACUGGAGCCGCUGAGGAUUAGCUUUUAAAAGUUCACCCGGAUUGAACACUCGGAAUUUUCUCAUUUUUAACCACUUGGUUGCAAGUGUGCGUAAUUGGCAGAUAUGUGUUUAGUGUUUAACUAGCACCCUUGCAUUGUGUUGUUUCUAACCUGAGGGAUUAAAGCAUAAGAGGACAUGGCGAGUGAAAGGAAACCGAGGCUUUGUGUCAUGACAAAAGGGGAGAAAGGCUACGGAUUUCACUUGCAUGGUGAAAAGGGAAAGACUGGACAGUACAUCCGCAAAGUGGAGCCCGAUUCGCCUGCGGAGGAGGCGGGCUUGCGCGCGGGGGACCGGGUGGUCGCAGUGAACGGUGUGAACGUGGAGAGAGAAACGCACCACCAGGUGGUACAGCGGAUCAAGGCUGUGGACAAUGUGACCAGGUUACUGGUGGUGGACCAAGAGACCCACGAAUGUCUCCGCAACCUGCGCCUCACCCCCACAGAGGAGAUGGCUGUCCCUGGAGCGGAGCCGCCUCCCCCGUUCAUUCCCCCGCCGCCGCCCGACCCAACCCCUUCCCCGUCAUCUUCGGUCCCGUCAUCGCCCAGCAAGAAGAAGCGGGAGAAUGGUUCGGCGGUGUUGCAGUCCAUGUUGCAGAGGAGUCAGAGUUGUCAGGCGCAGAAGCCGACCAGGAGGCUACCAUCAUCAGCUGUGAAGAAGGGCUCCUCCUACAGGAGUGAACAGCAGACCACCAUAAAGACGCAACGAGAGGUCCCUCCCCAGGCAGAAGUCCCCACCCAGGCCCGAUCCCGGCUCCACGGAGACCCGACGGAGUUUGCGCCUCGACUGUGCCACCUGGUGCGGGCGGAGACGGGCUACGGAUUCAACCUACACAGCCAUCGGUCCAGACCUGGCCAGUACAUCCGCUCGCUGGAUGCGGGCUCGCCCGCGGACCAGGCUGGCCUGCGACCUCAGGACAGGAUUAUUGAGGUGAAUGGCGUGAACAUCGAGAGCUUGCGUCACGGCGAGGUGGUGGCCUUUAUAAAGAAAGGAGGUGACGAGACCUGGCUGCUGGUUGUGGAUCCGGACACGGACGAGUACUUCAAGAUGAAAGGCAUCAUCCCCACUGUCAGCCACGUCAAAGACUAUGAUGGUCCAAACAUAUCUAAUGGCUCACCCAGUCCUCUCAUGAACGGCAGUUCCUCUUCACAUUCAUUCAGGUCAAUGAACUCCGACCUGAGUAGCCAUGGUAACAGCACACAGACGACUGGCGACGAGCGCGGCCGUUUUUCGGACCCGUUCGCCGAGAUCGGCCUGAGCGCCACGGCAGCAGAGGAGAAGCGGAAGCUCCACGCCAAAGAGAAGAGGAAGGCGCCACAGAUGGACUGGAUGAAGAAAUACGAACUAUUCAGCAACUUCUGAGACGACGAUCAGCAAAGAAACACGCAAGCUAGCAACCGAAGGAUGGAUUUUUAUCUUCAAAAAUGGAGUUUAAAUAUUUACUUAAGUCGUUUUUAUAUAUAUUUAAAGUGUAUUAACAGCUUUAAAAAUCAUCAGCAUGGCUACGUGGAGGUUUAAGAACCCCGUGAGAGAGACGUUAUCAACCACUGACAACUGAUGAAUCUUUACAAGCGACAAGGAAGGAUACUGAAUGUGUUCAGCAGAGGGCAGCAUUGCACCACAAGUACACGCCCUUUGGCAGACAUGCAUUAUUUAUUCCCAGCAGUGGUGUCAUGUGAUGAACAAAUUUAUAUGAUUGGGAGUGGACGUGGAGAAUGUAUUUUGUGGGUGGAGUUAGAAACUGUGGCACGCUAUACAAGAUAGUACAGUAUUACAUUCUAAUGGUGUUCAUGAAGAAAGGACUACAAAGUGAUGCACUGACAAAGAACAGGUACAAAGGAUGAGAAGCACAUGACUAUCACUCAACUCUCGUGUGGUAAUCCAUACACUGCAAGAAAACAAUUGGACGAAAAAUUAAUCAAUACUUUUAAUUUGACGCCAGCGUGUCGAUACCAUACCAUAGGUAACAAUACGACUCACUGUUAUAUCGAUAUUUAGUGCCGACGUUGCAAUACUGCAUCAUGAGACAAUACAUAUUGUAUGAAGGAACCUGGUAUCUAUAAAGAUGAUUUAAAUUUGGAUAGCUUGGCCUCGUUGGAGGUCUGCUCCUUUGUUGUGUCACAAGACUAAACUGUUCUAGUUUACUAGUUGCAUGCAUUUAGCCCAUGCUUUCUAGUCCAGACAAGUUUGUAGUAGCUAAAUUUCUCCAUCCAAUUUUGUAUUGUAAAAUAUACGUACAGUACAUAAAGGUACUAUAAACAAGAUGAUUGUUGUUUCAUGCAUAUCUCUUCAACCUGAAGUGCAUUUUAUUCUAUUUUUUCAGCUGCUGAUUCGACCCUUACAGCUUGCCGUAAUUGGGCACAUAAGGACUUCCGCGAGAGACCUCCAGACCACUGAAUUA
Doryrhamphus excisus (bluestripe pipefish) is the source of this 2521-nucleotide messenger RNA. NCBI's taxonomy places the organism in Eukaryota, Metazoa, Chordata, Actinopteri, Syngnathiformes, Syngnathidae. The record is from RefSeq and is a predicted model, not a curated record.